Drosophila innubila is the source of this 5837-nucleotide messenger RNA. RefSeq lists its product as uncharacterized. Gene Ontology annotation, molecular function: G protein-coupled receptor activity. The record is from RefSeq and is a predicted model, not a curated record. Gene Ontology annotation, cellular component: membrane. NCBI's taxonomy places the organism in Eukaryota, Metazoa, Arthropoda, Insecta, Diptera, Drosophilidae.
AUGUCGCUGCUGACAACCGUCAGGUUAUCAACGACAUUGCUGCUGUUUAUGUUGCUGCCGCGGCAAAGCAAUGCGGAUCAAAAGUUUUCACUGCCCUCCGUGCCGCUGCCACCUCCCCCGCCCUACCCCGCGACCAAGCACAACUUUGCCCUAAACGCCUUUGCUAUUGCCGAGCAUGCAACAGAUACAGUCAGUUCCCCCUCCACCUCCUUCUCCUCAUCCUCUUCAUUCUCCCCAUCCUCCUCCUCCUCUUCUGGCUGUGGCGGUCUCCUCAAGUCCCGUUAUGGCCUCAUACAAACACCCAAUUUUCCACAUCGCUUUGCCACGCCCAUCGAAUGCGUUUGGAUAAUUGACGCCUCCGAAUUGCCCGCCACAGCCCAAGGCAAUGUCUCGAUUGUGGUUUAUCUGACGCAACUCUAUGUGCUCGGCGGUCUCAAGUUCACCGAGUACAUGUACUACUCGGAUGACUUCAAGGUUCCGGCUCAUCGGGUCUUCGCCUUGACCGAGGACGACGUCACGCAGGUCACUUGGAUGCAGUUCAACAGCCAGUACCUGGAGAUACGCUUCAGCAUGGCCACGCUGGAUGGCACACAUCUGAGGGCGCUCGAUCGAUUGCUGGAUGUCUAUGGAUUCAAUAUCACCUACGAGGUGCAGCACGAGGUGAAAGCGACGCAGUGCAACACCCUGCAGUGUCGCUUCCUCGGUGAUUGCUUUGCGAGUGAGGAUUACAGUUCUUAUGGCUGCGCCUGUUUUCCCGGUUUCAGUGGCAACGAUUGUGGGCAUGGUCCACUCUGCACGGAUGCGCAUACCAACAUUUGCCAAAAUGGCGGCACAUGCAAGCACAUCGGAGAUGCAGCUAUAACGUGCCACUGUCCAACGGGCUACAAGGGCACCAAAUGUGAAAUACCAGAAAUCAAUGAGGCGACUCAGGGUUGCAUAGGAAAUGCCAGCGCCAGUAAUUGCCAUCGUGCAUGUGAAUUUGACAACAACAGCGUCGGCAGCUCCAUUUCCAGCUCCGGCUCCGGCUACUUCAAUCUAAAAAGCAAUCGUAAUGCGGCACGUAGUGGCAAGACGCGCUACGAGGUGACCAUGCGACUGGGCGCCAAUCUGACUGGAUACUAUCGCAAUUCGGAGCGCGAACAAUUGGCUGGCGUCAUGGAGCGACAGUUGACUCGCGUUUUACGCAACUUUAAUAUUACGAAAAUAAGCGAUCUUGAACUGAUUUCCAAUACCACCGAUCGUUUGGAUAUCACAUUCCAUUUCUUUGGCAUCAAAGGCGACUCGCAACGCAUCCGCGAAGUCAUCACUCGCAUGGUGGAACGUGGACGUAUUGGUAACUUUACACUCGUCUCUAAUUUUCAUCAUUUUGACGAGAAUCCGCCGCUAAAUAUGUUGGACCUGAGCGUCAAUCAACCACAAGCUGCUGUGCGCGAGGACAGCGAAUUUAUCAUAUCCUGCACAGCCCAAGGCUCAUCACGCAUGCAGUUCCAAUGGUUCAAAGACGGCGCACCUGUAAAUGCCACCAAGGCAACGAGAGAGAUCUGGACUACGGUAUUGCCGCCGGAAACGAGAGAUGUCUAUACGGCUAUUUUAGGCGUUACCAAAGCCAGUCGCAUCGAUGAGGGUGUCUACAGUUGUAAGGUCACCGAUUGGGGUGUGGAGCAAUGUCGCUCGUUGCACAUUCACAUCAAGUCGCCGCCGCGUCUGCGUGUGGAUCCGGCGAGCGUGACCUUGCAACGUGGCGACUCGUUGCGGGUUCGUUGCCUGUCGCCGGGCAACGAUGACAUCAAGCGAUAUGCACAAUUGGGCUACAGUUGGACAAGGAAUGGAGUGCUCUUUCAGUCGGAUGCAGCGACCGCAAUGUGGGAGGAUCUCUAUCCGGAUGGCAGCAUUCUCAAAAUCAAUAACAUCCAAAAGUCCGCAGAGUAUGCGUGUCUCGUCUCCAACAGUGUGCGUCCAGUUUCAAGGAGUGUCUACAUCAACGUCAUCGAGCGCAAUGCGGUCCAUGUUUGCCAAGCCGAGUCAAGCUUUGGCGUCCAUUGGCCCACAAGUGCCCCUGGUGCCCCCAUCAUCACCGACUGUCCGCGGGGCUAUGAGGGACACUCUCGACGCAUCUGCGAGCAACGCGAUGCGGGAAACUCCAGCUGGUUACUUCCCGAUUUCUCCAGCUGUGUGCGGGACGAGCUGUUGCUCAUCUACAAUCGAUUCCGCGCACUGAGCGCAGGAUUUCAGCAGACCAACUCGUCAAACAUACUGAAGGCCUGCUUUGAUUAUACCCUACAGCGGCGACAGAGUUUCCUGCCGGGCGAGGCGAGUUUUCUCAUCGAUAUGCUGCAUGAGCUCGACACCUAUUUGCAAUUGAAAGGCACACAACUGGAGCGUGAGAUGGCUGCGGAGAUAAUACUCCGCAUUCUGGACAAAGUCAUGCAAAAUGCACAAUCCCUGAACAGUCAACAGCAAAUUAAAAAGUUACAGCUUUUAACGCAAUCUGCGGCAUUGAACCGUGAGACAAUUGCGGCCUCACAAUUGGCCACAUCGACAGGGAGCAGCAGUGGCAGUGGAAGUGGAAGUGGCAGCAACAGUCAGGCAACGUCUGGCGACAGCUCAACAACUUUGACCGCACAGGGGGGCAGCGGAGGCAGAGUCAACGGUGGCGCCACGAGUAUUUUGACAGUCGAUGAGGACACAUUGUCGCUGGAUCGCCUGAAUUCCCUGCGCAUUUACAUGACCUCGGUGAAAACGUUGCCGUUCAAUUUACGCAUUUACGGCGAGGACCUGUUUUCGGAUCAACUUUAUAUGGAUAUUGGACUGUCGACACGGCUGCUGCAUAUCAUGACCAAUUCGACAAUAUUCGCUUCUGUGAUCUCCUAUAAGAAUCUGAAAAGUUUUCUGCCGAAAACUUACUACACGCGCGGCAGCGAUCCCAAGGACUCGGACUAUGUGCUCGCCUCCCGCAUAAUACAGACCUGGCUAUUUCAAUCAAAUCGCUCGAAUGAUAACUUUCGGGAACCUCUCGAUUUGUCCUUUGAGGCUGGACAUGUGGAAAUUAUCUUUCAGCAUGAAAGUGUUCCCAAAUCCGGCGACUGGGUAGCUGUAUGCGGACACGACCACAAGGCCUCCUUUGACUCGACGUGGCGCUCGGAUCUUUGCAUUACCAAGCAUUUGAUGGAGAACAUUACCCGCUGCAUUUGUCCACUCUCUGGAACCUAUGUUGUUAUGCUGACCAAAAAGCAGCCCAAUUCGACACAAUCGCAUGCCCCACAGCGACCCAUUUUUGUGAUUGUCAGCUGUGCCUGCUGCCUGUUGCAGUGUUGCUCCGCGUUUCUCAUUCUCCUGCCCAUCUGGUGUAAUCGCAAGUGUGCCGUGACCUUUCUCAAGAUGCAGUUCUGCUUCUCAACAUCGAGUGUUAUGCUUAUCUAUUUGCUGGGCUUCCUGAAAAUGCUGCCAGUGAACUGGCAUGCGAUAAUCAGCAGCACAUUGGCAUCUCUGUUGCUGCUGGGCAUCUCCACGUUGAUUGCCAUUGCAUUGGUCAUACACACAGAGCUCGUACCCAAGAAGUAUCUCCAGAUCGGCAGUAAACCGACGACACCAACAAAGCAAACCAAACGCCGCGAGAGUCUUAGCAAUAUUACGCAAAUUAGCGUCCAGUCGCCGGCGGAGUUGACAGUCGCUCGUCGCAACAGGAAUUGCCAGAUGGCCAACUGCGGUUCCGGUUCCGGAUCCGGAUCCGGUUCGGGGUCCAGUUCCGGCUCCUCGGCAGGCAUACGCGGCGCCAUUGGCAUUAGUUGGUUGUUGCCGCUGCUGUUUGCCAUUACAGCGCCUCUAAUCUGCAGCAUCAUUGGCAAAUGGCCGCGGAAUUGGUGGCUCGAGUUGUUUUGGACCAGGCCAACAACAGAUGCCGGCAGUGGCAAUGAGGAGAGCCAAGACUAUGAUGGAAGCGCAAGUAUCUAUUAUGCCACACACACGCUCCUCAAUGGCGAUAAUUUACUGCUCGAAUCGGAGGCGCUGCUCGGCAAUGGCACGGCCAGAGUCCCGUGCAACAUCCUGACUUUGUCAUCGAUAGACGAAGGCGUUGAUUUCUCCACGUCAACGUCAUCAAUCACAGGCAGCCAAGACUUGAGUCUUGAGUCUGUGACAGCUGCGGCUUUAACUUGGCCACAACAACACGAACAGGCAGCGGCAUUCACUUCCGGUUUGGGUGUGACAGCCACAACGUCAUCGUCAACGUCAUCGUCAUCUUCAAUGGCAUCGCCUUCACUGUCGCCAUCGUUGAGCUUCAUUCUCUUCAUUUGCAUCGAUUUGCUUUUCAUUCUACUCUUCUUGGCGCUGUUUGUCAUUUUAAUGAAGAAACUUUUGUGGUUGUGGCACAAGAAUCGCAAUGUGCACACGCAUCCGUUAGAUAAAUUCAAUAUGGCGCUGCGCAGGCGACUUGGCCUACUUUAUCGGGCUGGAGGAUUGCUGCUCAUAAAACUCUGCACCGAUGGAUGCUUCAUAGCCUAUGUGAAUUCAUCGCCGGAUACUUUAUGGUCAUAUCCGUUUGGCAUAUCGUGUAUAAUGCUGGGUUUUGGAAUUCUCUUUUGCUUUGUGCUGAAAGCAGAGAGUCAACUGCGUGGUCCUCCGUUCCUGAGCAGCUAUGGGAGCAGUCAGAGCAGUUCCUUGAGGCAGACCAAGUUCAAUACGAGCAAGACAAGUCUGGACGAGAAUUACUGUACAACGACGACGGCGAGCAUCAAUAGCCCGCUGAGCUUUUACACGAAUCACGACAAGGAGAAGGAAAUCGAAUGCAUGGCAACAUCAGCGGCAGCUGCUGCCGUGGCAAGCUCAUCAGGAGCGCUGCAGGCAAAGCAAGGACUUGAGCUGUCAAUGGCAACAGGAUCAGGAGCAGGAGGCGGAAAAGGAGGAGGUGGAGCAGGUGGAGUACAGCUGCCGUUGACAAUCAUUUCGACGGCACCGCGUUGCCAGGCGGCAUCUGUUGUCAGUGGCACGGAUACGCUACACGGUGGACAUCAGCAGCUGCCACGGACAGUGGCUGCCUCACCGGCCACACGCUGCUGUGCCAUGCUCAGUGGCGGCAACGCGGAGGCAGCCACAGCGCUGGGCUAUGCCUACGAUGCCUACACGAUGGGCGGCCUCACGGGCAGCCUGGGCCGCCGGAUGUUGCAUCCACAGCAGACAACGCACUACACAGCGGCAGCGUGUGAUGAAUUUGUGGGUGUGGAAGCAUUGGACAUACUACAAGGUCUGGCAGCAGACAGCAUCAUUGGCAUCCACGCGCCCCAUUAUGUGCCGCUGCAACAUAAUCCGUAUGUGGACUUUGUGCCCAGCUCAUUGAUGCUCAACAUGACACGAGCACCGUCGCUGCCACCACCCACUAUCAGCGGCAAUCUAAGUGGUGGCAUCUCUAGUGCCACUUUGCCCACGCCCAAGACCCAAAAGAGGGUUACCAUACUGGAGCCAACAUCUCGCACCACCUUCGAUCCGCUGUUGCCCACUAUGGUGGCUGCAGUGGUGUCCACCACCACCACCACUGCCACCACAACCGUUUCCAUUACACCGUCCACACAGACUGCGAGUGUAGACACGGGCAAAACUUCAGGUCACGAUGCAACACUCGAUCGGAUAACACAUGAUCUCGAUUAUUUGCUUAACCGUGGCAACCUGGAUGUGGACACAGCAACAGUGACGCCACCACCACCACCCUCAGUGGUGCACAAGAAAUGCGAAGGGUCACAGCAACAAACACAGCAAAGCAGCAAGUUGUAAGAGAGUGAGAGAAAAUGAUAAAUCUAUGGAUAUGCAAUUUGUAAAUAUUUCCACAUAACUAACUCUAAACUCUG